Xylona heveae TC161 is the source of this 1132-nucleotide messenger RNA. Its product is annotated as DnaJ-domain-containing protein. The record is from RefSeq and is a predicted model, not a curated record. The transcript is spliced from 4 exons. Bases 126 to 794 code for a protein of 222 amino acids. NCBI's taxonomy places the organism in Eukaryota, Fungi, Ascomycota, Xylonomycetes, Xylonales, Xylonaceae.
GCAUUUUGGCCGGACGAUAAUCUGUCCGAAAUAUCAAUAUUAUUAUCCUUGCGUUUCUGUGAGAGGCGAAAGCAACUAUCCCGCAUUGCAGCACGAAACAGCUGCCCAUCUUGAGUAAUUGCAUCAUGUCCGCUCCUCACCAAGACUACUAUAAGAUACUCGAUAUUCCCUCGACAGCUACGCAGCAACAAAUUCGAGAUGCGUAUAAACGAGCGGCACUGAAGUCGCAUCCAGAUCGCGUGCCAGCGGACUCUCCGGAACGAACGAAACGCACCAAGAAGUUCCAGCAAGUCAAUGAUGCAUACUACACCCUGUCUGACCCGGCCCGACGGCGGGAAUACGAUGCUGCGCGUGCGUAUCACUUUGGUGACGAGCCCGAGACUCCCGAGGAGGAAAUCCCGCGCCAAGAGAAAGCCAGCGGAGGGUUCCCUUGGUCAGCUUUUGGAUUUGGCGCUAAGAAUGAGGCCGAGGAGGAAAGCUUCAGUAACGAGCAGUUCGGAUCGGUCUUUGAAGAGAUGAUGCGCGAGGAGGGCAUGGCUGAAGGCGAGCAAGCCCGCCCCACUUCCAAAUUCUGGAGUCUAGUUGGUGGCUUGAGCGGAGGAGCGAUGGGUUUCAUUGUUGCGAACUUCCCUGGUGCGUUGGCAGGUGCUGUGGCUGGCAACCGGCUUGGCGCGAUCCGUGAUGCGCGAGGCAAGAGUGUCUAUACCGUGUUCCGAGAGUUGCCGCAAUCUCAGAAGACCCAGUUGCUCAGCGAGCUGGCAGCAAAGGUGUUUGCGCAUGCUGUCGGAUCGUAAUGCUUAUGGUAGUAUGAUAUGACGUUGCUGUUCUUGCGUAUUGGGACGUGCUUGUGGCUUGAUGUUCUGCGAUGCUUCACUUGGUAACGACUUAUUUGACGGGAGUUUGGGUUGUUAUGACAUGAUUGUGUUGGAAGAAGAUCGAUAGCUUCACCAACGUUACGGAUGGAAGCGGAUCCCCUGCUUUGACCCCGUAUCAUGGCGUGGCGUGGGACGUAUAGCCAUGCAUGGGGGCGCAGCUGGGUGAGUUGGCUUUCGGUGGAAACGGGCAGAGUUAUGCAUUACUGGAUUGGGAACUAAACUGAAGGUAUAUAUUUGGCGGAAAUCAUAUCUUUUUA